Gossypium raimondii (Peruvian cotton) is the source of this 1835-nucleotide messenger RNA. RefSeq lists its product as uncharacterized. Gene Ontology annotation, biological process: mRNA splicing, via spliceosome. Lineage: Eukaryota; Viridiplantae; Streptophyta; Magnoliopsida; Malvales; Malvaceae. The transcript has 10 exons. The record is from RefSeq and is a predicted model, not a curated record. Gene Ontology annotation, cellular component: nucleus. Bases 238 to 1689 code for a protein of 483 amino acids. Gene Ontology annotation, molecular function: RNA binding.
CUUCUGCCUCUGUUACCUCCCUUCUUCAUUAAAGUAGUUUUUCUAUGUUAAAUAUCAUUUCAAACAUUCUUAUUUUCUUUCUACCGCUUCAUUUCUGCACAUUCAUGGAGAAUUAAGUUAUUUGACUGUAAAGUUGGGGUGGGUCUUUUCUUCUCCAUUUGGGCCUUUACAAUAACAUCCCUCGCUUUUCCUUUUUGUUCCUUCAAUUUUGGUACUCUAUAAAUUAAAUUUCUUCACAUGAAAAGGAAGGACAAAGAAAGUGAUAAAACAAUGGCUGUUUCCACUGAGUUGGACUUGCAGAGCAGCAGCGAUUGCUCUUUUGUAUGGGAUCCUCAAACUCACCUCUAUUUUCAUGCCAGUAGUGGAUUUUACCAUGACCCUGAUGCCGGAUGGUACUAUAGCAGUAGAGAUGGUCUCUAUUACACAUUUGAGAAUGGAAAUUAUGUGCUUUUGGACAUGGAAGGAGCUGUGGCUGAUAAUUCUGUUUUAGAUGAGCCUUGUGCCACUGCUUCUUAUAAUGGUCCCGAGUAUAAUCGCUCUUCGUCUCAGGGCAAUGAAGUUGAUGCUCAGAAUACUACUAUAAAUGUUGCUGAUGAAUCUACUAGUACAGGUCCAAUAGAGGACACCAGUGCUCAAGCAUCUGAGCAGCCACCACCACCAUCAGAGUGGUUAGAAGACACACUCAUUGACCUUUAUCUUUCUGGGUAUAACUUAGCUGCCAAUUCUGCUGCUGAUGCAAGUAUUUCGUUGGAAACAGACGAAAAAGAGAAUUUCAAGUUUCCUACUGAUGGAAAUGAUGAGAUGUACGAGUUGGAAGAGGGUGAAUGGAUCCCAGAGGAAAGCUUUGGUUUGGGCGGUUCAAGUGAAGUUGUCCCAUAUGAAGGUGAUACAUGGGAUGAAGAAAACUGGCGAGCCCAAUACGGACAAGUCACACGUUGCAAAGAUGAGCCCUUGCUAGAAUUUCCAGUUGUGGAUUUGUGGGAUUGGAGUAUGGUGACAAAACCAAAAGAGGAUGGAAAAAAGCAAGUGGCUAGACUGAUAGGUCGGCUGGUGAAGCGGUCGGCUAAAGUUCACCCCUCCGUGCCUCUUGGCGGUGGUCUAUUAAAAACUGCUCCUAUAUGUGAAGUUCAUCUUGAUCUGGUACGAGUUAGAACAGGACAAGUGUACAAAUUGCGAACUCCAUGUCCAAGGUAUUUAGCUUCCUUGUCAACAUAUGAUUCUUCUGAUCCAACAAAAGAUUGGGGCUUCCCUGAUUUAUUAGUCAAUAAGAAAAGCUUCGUCCAGUUCAAAUCUAGACAAAAGCAAAAAUCAGAAGCAACUAGAGAGAAAGGCUUAAAGGAUUUGUCUAUGUUGUCAGAUCAGCUCUCUACAUCAUUGAAGGGAAGCCAUGCAUAUCGUGAUAGAGCUGCUGAGAGAAGAGCCUUGCGUGGUGGCUUUGGUCUGGGUCCAGGGCAAAAGAAUGCAGGAAGUGAUCAUGAUAAUGAUCCUACCUGUAUAGAAGAUGCCAAAGCUGAAGCCUUGAACAUGUCAUUUGGGGCUGGUAGUUAUGCCAGACGAAUUAUGGAAGGCAUGGGCUGGAAAGAGGGGGAGGCUCUUGGUAGCACCACAAAGGGCUUGACAGAACCAUUACAGCCAACCGGGAACAUUGGUAAUGCUGGAUUAGGAUGGCCUCAAACAAGGCAUCGCUAGGAUUGCUAGCCACCAUCAACCUUCUUUUUAUACUUUGGGCCGAUGGUAUAUAUUAUAGUUUCUGGAAACUCUUGUGUGGACAGUAAAGCACCAUGAUCAAAAGUUACAUAAAUGGAAUAACAUCAUAAUGGUGUUCACGGUUUAAA